Microthlaspi erraticum is the source of this 960-nucleotide messenger RNA. The record is from the annotation of a GenBank genome assembly. Lineage: Eukaryota; Viridiplantae; Streptophyta; Magnoliopsida; Brassicales; Brassicaceae.
AUGGACGGUGAAGAGCUCACCGAGCAGGAAACUGCUCUGUACGACCGGCAGAUUAGGGUUUGGGGCGCUGGUGCUCAAAGAAGAUUGAGUAAAUCUCAUGUAUUGGUAUCUGGAAUCAAAGGGACUGUUGCAGAGUUUUGCAAGAACAUUGUGUUGGCAGGAGUUGGAAGUGUGACUCUGUUGGAUAAUCGGUUGGUGACUACGGAAGCCUUGAACGCAAACUUCUUGAUUCGUCCUAAUGGAAAUGCUCAUAUAGGCAAAACCGUAGCCGAGAUUUGUUGUGAUUCACUCAAGGAAUUUAACCCUAUGGUCCAUGUUUCAGUAGCCAAAGGUGAUCUGUCAACACUUGACAUUGAUUUUUUCAACAAGUUUGAUGUUGUGGUUGUCGGGUACAGUUCUCGUGCUACUAAGAAAGCAGUGAAUGAGAAAUGUAGGAAGCUAACUAAACGUGUGGCGUUCUAUACCGUUGACUGUAGAAGCUCGUGUGGUGAAAUCUUUGUCGACCUGCAGGAUUAUAAGUACGCAAAGAAAAAGCUUGAUGAAACAGUGGAAUGCGAGCUAACAUAUACAAGCUUUGAGGAGGCAGUUUCUGUACCAUGGAAACUGAUUCCAAGGAGAACAGCGAAGCUCUACUUUGCAAUGAGAGUGAUAGAACUAUUUGAGGAAACAGAAGGGCGUAAACCCGGAGACUGUUCGCUGUCUGAUCUCCCAGGAGUCUUGAAACUCAAAAAGCAACUCUGUGAGGGAAAUUCGGUUAACGAGAAUCAUAUACCGGAUAGCCUCUUGGAGAGACUCGUCUCUGAUAACACAGAAUUCCCACCGGCUUGUGCCAUCAUUGGAGGGAUUCUUGGACAGGAGGUGAUAAAAGCGAUAUCAGGGAAAGGAGAGCCGUUGAAGAACUUCUUCUACUUUGAUGCAGAGGAUGGUAAAGGUGUAAUCGAAGACAUAUCCAAGCCUUAG